Pogona vitticeps (central bearded dragon) is the source of this 573-nucleotide messenger RNA. Lineage: Eukaryota; Metazoa; Chordata; Lepidosauria; Squamata; Agamidae. The record is from RefSeq and is a predicted model, not a curated record.
AUUUCCAAGGCACCAGGAUAGAAGAAGAUGAAACUAGAGCUUUGCUACCAAAGACACCAGAUCAAGGCAUCAUUGCAAAAUUCGCUCACGGUGGCAGUGCUACGGUAUCAAGAUGACCUAGAUCUCCAAUUUAUUAUGGAUGAAAUUCAGACAGGCCUGCAGUGCUGUGGAGUGGAGUCUUACCUAGACUGGAAAACAAAUGUGUACUUUAACUGCAGUUCUCCUGGUGUGCAAGCUUGUGGUGUUCCUGCUUCCUGCUGCCUGGAUCCACUGGAAAAUGGCACUGUACCGAAUUCCCAGUGUGGCUUUGGUGCCUUGGUCCUGGAGGAGUUUGUGGCUCAGAGCGUCAUCUAUCUUGGAGGUUGUGUUCCCCAGCUGACCAGAUGGCUUAAUAAUCAUGCAGGAACAAUUGCCUUCUAUUCCGUACUUCUUAUUGUGAUUGAAAUAGUGAGCUUAUUGUUGGCCACGAAACUCCUGGCAGGCAUUGCUUUUGCCACCACUGAGCAUGACAGUCGGAGGGAUGGGAAGUUAUUACUCUAUGAACACCAAAGCCAUGGGGGAUUUUAUUCAUGA